AGCUGUUAAAGACUGUAGCUACGUCAUCCACGUAGCUUCCCCGUUUCCUAAUACCCCACCUGCCAGUGAGGAUGAGGUCGUUAAACCUGCUGUGGAAGGAACCAAGAGAGUUCUGCAAGCUUGUGCUGAUGCUGGAACAGUCAAACGGGUUGUACUUACUAGUUCAAUAGCUGCCAUUCAUGGUGAAACCACUGUAGAAGAAGGAAAGGUCUAUACUGAGGCCGAUUGGACAAAUACUGAGUCAACCACGCUUGACUUGUACUCCAAAAGUAAAACAAUGGCUGAGAAAGAAGCAUGGGACUUUAUUAAAGAAUUGCCAGACGAGAAAAAGUUCGAAUUAGCGGUCAUCAACCCGGGUCUAGUAUGUGGACCCGUGUUAACUCCUACACUCAGCACGAGCAAUGAGAUUGUCAAAAGGCUGCUAGAACGGGGAAUGCCAAUGGUUCCAAGAGUAAACUUCUGUUGUUGCGAUGUGAGGGAUGUAGCACAGGCACACCUGAAAGCAAUGACUACGCCAUCUGCCGAAGGUCAUCGUCAUAUUAUCUGUGCCCAGACUUUCUGGUUAAAGGACAUGGCUCUUAUAUUAACUAAGGAGUUCAAACCUCAAGGUAUGAGAACUGGAUCAAACGGUUGACGUGGUAGAUAGUGAAUAUACAUAAA
Molecule: messenger RNA, 660 nt
Organism: Limulus polyphemus (Atlantic horseshoe crab)
Lineage: Eukaryota; Metazoa; Arthropoda; Merostomata; Xiphosura; Limulidae
Product: NADPH-dependent aldehyde reductase ARI1-like
Exons: 4
Biological process (GO): steroid biosynthetic process
Molecular function (GO): 3-beta-hydroxy-Delta5-steroid dehydrogenase (NAD+) activity
Source: RefSeq, a predicted model, not a curated record